AUGACGUCCAAUGACUCGAGUCCUACUGAAGAAAUCGGGGUGGACUUCGAUAUCAGUAACAAUACCAUCGUAAAUCUAACGUACUACAUAACGUCACUAAUCUUAGGAUUACCCGGCAAUGCCAUCAUUCUGCAGACAUACGCAUGGAAGAAACGGAAGACGAGAACAGAUUUCCUUAUCAUGGGCCAAGCCGUCAUUGACUUCGUUGCUUGUUCGUUUUCAUUGCCCUACAUCUUCCGAAGCGGUUUCCCCGAACUCAUUACGAUAGGUUUGUGUCGCUUUGUAUUCUACGCAGAAGAGAUCUUCGCUCUAAACUCCCUGCUCCUGACCACACUGAUCAGCAUCGAUCGUUAUCUGGCCGUAUGCCGUCCACUUCGACGUCGAAUGACGGUACGAAAGUCGAUUUCGCUCAUCAUACUUUGUGUCGUUAUUUCCAUCGUGAUCUACCUACCCUGUCCAAUUGCGACAUCCUUGACCAUUUGGAAUGGUAGAAGGGUAUGCAACUUUGUGCCAUUUAAUCCAUUGGGGGCCGUCUUAUUUAUAUCGCUUAUUUCCAGUGUGUUCACUGUAUCGUUUGCUACGAAUAAUAUCCUUUACAUCUUGAUUUAUGCUUCCCUACGAAAAAGAGCAAAGAUUCAUGCCAACCUGACACGCAAUGAACUCCCAACAGCUACUAUCGCUUCGAACGCCGCCAGCUCGCUCGAGUUAAAUUCGAGGUUUAACUACGCAGAAACAAGAAGUGCAAUUCGUCCUCGUCCGGAUGACACAAGCAUGAAAGACCCGUCCGAAGCAAUACAGGUUUCAUCGCAAUUGGAGACAGCAGGGUGUUCCAAUAAUACCAGCAUACCACCAUCUCUUAGAGGUGUAGUCGCCGAUUCGAAUCUCACAAAGUCAAUAACUAAACCAUCGCGUGACUACGGCAAACACAUCCCACUGCCUAAACGUGACGUUAUACCUGGUCAUCAAGAAGCUUCAUCAUCAACGACGGCAGCUACAGUUCCUCAACGUCGUAAUCCUAGUCCGCGUCGAUCAAAGGCGCAGAAGAACAACAAAGACUUUGGAAGAAAAACAACGCGUAUGCUGCUAAUUGUUACCAUAUUCCUCUUUAUCACUUGGAUUCCACAGGUUGGGUUUCCAUUCAUCCCUUCUUCGAUUAUACACGGAAAGAUUCACAUUUUAACACUUCUCUCCACAUUCUAUAACCUUAGACUGACCAAUCACAUUGUCAACUUCUACGUCUACUAUUGCGUUAAUAGCAGUUUUAGGAGAGAUGUCAAGGGGUCAUUUGCAAAGUACACACACUGCAAGUAG
Messenger RNA from Strongylocentrotus purpuratus (purple sea urchin), 1311 nucleotides. RefSeq names its product isotocin receptor-like. The coding region runs from base 1 to 1311 and encodes 436 amino acids. Gene Ontology annotation, molecular function: neuropeptide receptor activity. Gene Ontology annotation, cellular component: membrane. Gene Ontology annotation, biological process: neuropeptide signaling pathway. Lineage: Eukaryota; Metazoa; Echinodermata; Echinoidea; Camarodonta; Strongylocentrotidae. The transcript has a single exon. The record is from RefSeq and is a predicted model, not a curated record.